Messenger RNA from Thyridium curvatum, 513 nucleotides. RefSeq names its product calmodulin. Gene Ontology annotation, biological process: spindle pole body organization. Gene Ontology annotation, molecular function: enzyme regulator activity; calcium ion binding. The record is from RefSeq and is a predicted model, not a curated record. NCBI's taxonomy places the organism in Eukaryota, Fungi, Ascomycota, Sordariomycetes, Thyridiales, Thyridiaceae. Gene Ontology annotation, cellular component: central plaque of spindle pole body. The transcript is spliced from 6 exons. Bases 1 to 513 code for a protein of 170 amino acids.
AUGGCCGACUCUCUUACCGAGGAGCAAGUUUCCGAGUUCAAGGAGGCGUUCUCCCUGUUUGACAAGGACGGCGAUGGACAAAUCACUACCAAGGAGCUGGGCACCGUUAUGCGGUCCCUUGGCCAGAACCCCUCCGAGUCUGAGCUGCAGGACAUGAUCAACGAGGUCGACGCCGACAGCAACGGCACGAUCGACUUCCCUGAGUUCCUGACCAUGAUGGCUCGCAAGAUGAAGGACACCGACUCCGAGGAGGAGAUCCGUGAGGCCUUCAAGGUACGGCUUGGCUCGCAGCCAGAACGAUUCCUGGCCCAAUAUUCUAACUUGUGCCUCCUCCAGGUUUUCGACCGCGACAACAACGGCUUCAUCUCGGCUGCUGAGCUGCGCCACGUCAUGACCUCCAUCGGCGAGAAGCUGACCGACGAUGAGGUCGACGAGAUGAUCCGCGAGGCGGACCAGGAUGGUGAUGGACGUAUCGACUAUAACGAGUUCGUCCAGCUCAUGAUGACGAAAUAG